This is a messenger RNA of Apaloderma vittatum (bar-tailed trogon), 1707 nucleotides long. RefSeq names its product elongation factor RNA polymerase II (gene ELL). Gene Ontology annotation, cellular component: transcription elongation factor complex. The annotation marks the transcript as partial. NCBI's taxonomy places the organism in Eukaryota, Metazoa, Chordata, Aves, Trogoniformes, Trogonidae. Gene Ontology annotation, molecular function: cis-regulatory region sequence-specific DNA binding. Gene Ontology annotation, biological process: transcription elongation by RNA polymerase II; positive regulation of transcription elongation by RNA polymerase II; snRNA transcription by RNA polymerase II. The transcript is spliced from 11 exons. The record is from RefSeq and is a predicted model, not a curated record.
GAUGCUGUGACAUCAAAGCCGGUAAUCCAGUUUCAAGGAAGCCAAGGGCACAUCGCGAUUCCAAGGCCUGAUCGACCUACAGAAGUGCGGACUUUCACGUUUUACCUUUCAAAUAUCGGCAAGGACAGCCCUCAAGGGAGUUUUGACUGCAUCCAGCAGUAUGUCUCGAGCAAUGGCAACAUCCAUUUGGAUUGCCUUGGAAGCAUACAGGAUAAAAUCACGGUGUGUGCUACUGACGAUUCCUACCAGAAGGCGAGGCAAAGCAUGGCACAGGCCGAGGAGGAGACUCGCAGCCGGAGCGCCAUAGUCAUUAAACCUGGGGGGAGAUACGUAGGCAAAAAGGUUCAGGUGCGUAAACCUGCACCAGGAGCUUCCGAUGCUGUUCCCUCCAGGAAGCGCCCAACGCCAGUCAACCUUGCCAGUGCAAUAAAGAGAGGCAAUAGUGCGAUUUCUCAGAGACCCUUCAAAGAUAGGGUUGUGCACUUACUGGCACUAAAGCCUUAUAAGAAACCUGAACUUAUUCUCAGAUUGCAGAAGGAUGGACUUUCUCAGCAGGACAAGGAUUUGCUGGACAACCUUCUGCAGCAGGUGGCAAAUUUGAGUGCCAAGGACAGCACUUUCACACUGAAAGACUGUGUAUACAAAGAAGUGCAGAAGGACUGGCCUGGCUACUCUGAAGGAGAUCAGCAGUUGCUGAAGAGGAUACUUGUUCGGAAACUCUGUCAGCCACAGAACAGUAGCGGUUUUCAAGGAGAAGCGCCUUCCCUGAGUCCCCCGAAAGACAACGUGAACUCCAGCUCUCCUCCUCAGAAACGAUCCCAACCUCUGGAGUUUAUCGAUCCCCUGGCCAACAAAAAGCCCAGGAUCUCGCAUUUGGCUCACAGAACUCAACCCACCUUCAACGGGAAACUGAAUUCUUCCAACGGGAAGGACGCUCCUGCCCCUGCCCCUCCUGCCUUGCCGCCGCCGGCUCUCCCGGAGUCGGGGAGCUCCAGCUCCAACCUCCCAGUGCUGGAGCUGCCGAGGCCUCACGAUCCCCUUUCGGAUGUCAGCAACGACCUGACUCACAACGGCAGAGACUGUGAGAACCCGGAGCCGGCUGACAGACUGACUCAUCCCUUGUCGACAGACUGUCCCCAAACGAGCAAGCACAAUUGCAGCUCGUACGUAAAAAGCAAGAAAAAAUCCAAAAAGCACAAAGACAAGGAGAAGGAGAGGAAGGAGAAGAAAAACGACGAGAAGUGCAAAGAGGAGAAGCAGGACUGUGAAGUAAUAAAAAACGCUGACUUAGUUAGUGUUCCCCAGGAACAGGUCACAGGUUUAAAUGGAACAUGCAAUAAUUCUAGUGUACAAACAUCAACUUCAGAAAUGCCAGAUUAUUUAUUAAAAUACGCAGCCAUUUCCUCUUCGGAGCAGCGUCAGAGUUACAAAAACGACUUCAACGCAGAAUACAACGAGUACAGAGACUUGCACGCCCGGAUAGAGAGGAUAACUCGACGGUUUACGCAGUUAGACGCCAAACUGAAGCAGCUUUUGCAGGGCUCCGAAGAAUAUAAGACCAUCCACGAUCAAAUUUUACAGGAGUAUCGGAAAAUUAAAAAGACUAACCCCAAUUACAGCCAAGAGAAGAACCGCUGCGAAUACCUCCACAACAAACUGGCUCACAUCAAAAAACUGAUAGCAGAGUAUGACCAACAGCAGUUUUAG